UUUGGAACUGGUCCCGCCGCGCAACAGCAAGACCGGCCGACCCCACAUCACUUGUACACACACAUCGCUAUCACUGCAUCCUCGCGUUCCGUACGCGCCGCAAACGCCCCACCCACUCCGGACUUGGCCGUGCUGGAAGGGCAUCUUCACCUUCCGUGACUACCGUGACAUCGCGCCACCAAGUCCUCAACUCGGCGUUCGCCCACUCCUCAUCAUCGCCUCUCUCCAACCACUCGGGUCCACGCUCCCUCAGCGUGAUCACCCAUCAUGCAGCUCGGGCGCUACUCUGUCUCGACGCUCCGUCCCGCGCCCAUCCUCGGCAUCGCAUUCGCGCACGACGGCAAGGUGUUCGCUGUUGCCACCGAGACCGGCUAUGAGGUCUGGCGCACGUUUCCGCUCGGCCUGCUGCGGCGCAGAUCUUUACCGGGCAUGCUUGCACGCGCUGUCCCGCUGCCCGGCUCGCCGCUGCUCGUGCUCCAAGGUGGCGGGUCGGACCCGCUCUUCCCGCCCAACAAGGUGGUGCUGUAUCAUGACGCGCGCGGGGUCCCCGUCGCAGACCUCGAGUUCAGCGAGCGCGUGCGUGGCGUGGCCGUGCGGCAUCGUACGGUCGUGGUGGUGCUGCUCCGGCGCGCAAUCGCGUACGAGUUCUCCCAAGGCGGCGGGUUCAAGCUUUCCAAGCUCGGCGAGUGGGAGACAGCCGAGAACGAGACCGGCCUCGUUGCGAUCGCUACCGCGCCCGGCGCCACCCUUCUUGCGCUCCCGGGCCGCCAAGCGGGGCAUGUACAGCUGAUAACCCUACCCCCGUGUGCCGGGGCCAGUGCGCCUCCGGCUUCAUACCGUUCUCCCUUCCUGCUUGCGCACACCCAUCCCCUAUCGGCGCUGGCGUGCUCGGCGACCGGCGCGCACCUUAUCACCGCGAGUGAGCGGGGCACGCUCGUGCGGGUGUGGGAUACGGCGCGGGGCGCGCAGGACGGCGAGUUCCGCCGCGGCGUCGACCGUGCCGAGAUCUGGGGACUGCAGUUCGAGGACGGUAUCGACCCACGUCCGCUCGAGGGUGACCGCCGCCGCGACGCGCUUCGUCGUAAAGGUGGACGGGUUGUCGGCUGGAGCGACAAGGGAACCGUGCACGUCUGGGCUGGCGGCGAUGCACCCGCCAAGCCCAAGUUGCCUCCAACGAUCGGCAGCGUUGUCGGCAAGGCGCUGUCUCUAUCAAAGACACUGCCUAAUUACUUCUCGUCCGCGCCCAGCAUAGCGCAGUACUACCUCCCGCGCAAGAACCCGCACGCCUUUGCAAGCACAAUUGGAAGCGCGGUCGAUGCGGCCGGCCUGCCGAGCAUGAAGCUCAACGAGGACGGCGACAAGGAGCCCGAAGAACGCGAGUGGGCUGAACGCUACGUCGUGAUCUGGAUCGAGGUCGACGUCGAGGAUGACGAGGAUGAGACGCCUCCUCCGGCAAGUGGCGGCGCGCCGAUGCCCUUCCGGCCCAAGCGUCCCGCGUUGACCAUGGGCUCUCGCGAGGAGCGUCGCUCCUUCGGAUCGGAGGGCACCAGCACCCGCACGGCGACGCCGCGUGCAGGCCGCCCUGCCACACCAACAGUUGCGACAGUCAGCAGCGCCCUCGCCCUCGAGCGCCGCUCGUCGACCGGGAGUACCCGCCGGUCGAGUGCCUCCACGCCCCAGGCGGGGCUGAGCCGCGCCUCCCCCGUCCCGCCGAUGCGCCGGCGCAAGGCUAGCACCGACUCUCACUCGACUGUCGUUCAGCGCCGCACGCACCGCGAGCGGCAGCUGGUUGUGGUUACUCACUCGGGCGACUGGUACCGCCUGCGUUUGCCGCGCAGCACGGAUGACCCAGACGCAAGCACGAAAGCUGAGCUCGUAGAAUACCGCCGUCUCGGUGUUGGAGGUGGUGGCUGGUAGACAUAGUUAGUUUCACUUCUGCUUUCAUACUGUUGUACGCUGUUACAUGCAUAUUUGUUGUGC
Messenger RNA from Cutaneotrichosporon oleaginosum, 1980 nucleotides. RefSeq lists its product as uncharacterized. The record is from RefSeq and is a predicted model, not a curated record. NCBI's taxonomy places the organism in Eukaryota, Fungi, Basidiomycota, Tremellomycetes, Trichosporonales, Trichosporonaceae. Gene Ontology annotation, molecular function: protein binding; phosphatidylinositol-3,5-bisphosphate binding; phosphatidylinositol-3-phosphate binding. Gene Ontology annotation, biological process: protein localization to phagophore assembly site; autophagy of mitochondrion; protein lipidation. Gene Ontology annotation, cellular component: extrinsic component of membrane; cytosol; phagophore assembly site membrane.